CGCCAAGUAAGCAUCGUUAAAGUCUCCCCUCCCACCGCCGUCAUGUCUAAGUCAGAGUCUCCCAAAGAGCCUGAACAGCUGCGGAAGCUCUUCAUCGGAGGUCUGAGCUUUGAAACAACCGAUGAGAGUCUGAGGAGCCAUUUUGAGCAAUGGGGAACACUUACGGACUGUGUGGUAAUGAGAGAUCCGAACACCAAGCGCUCCAGAGGCUUUGGGUUUGUCACAUAUGCCACUGUGGAGGAGGUGGAUGCAGCCAUGAAUGCAAGGCCACACAAGGUGGAUGGAAGAGUUGUGGAACCAAAGAGGGCUGUCUCAAGAGAAGAUUCUCAAAUACCUGGUGCCCACUUAACUGUGAAAAAGAUUUUUGUUGGUGGCAUUAAAGAAGACACUGAAGAACAUCAUCUAAGAGAUUAUUUCGAACAGUAUGGGAAAACCGAAGUGAUUGAGAUCAUGACUGACCGAGGCAGUGGCAAAAAGAGGGGUUUUGCUUUUGUAACAUUUGAUGACCAUGAUUCUGUAGACAAGAUUGUCAUUCAAAAAUACCAUACUGUGAAUGGCCACAACUGUGAAGUAAGGAAAGCGCUCUCUAAGCAAGAGAUGGCUAGUGCUUCAUCCAGCCAAAGAGGUCGAAGUGGUUCUGGAAACUUUGGUGGUGGUCGUGGAGGUGGUUUUGGUGGGAAUGACAACUUUGUUCGUGGAGGAAACUUCAGUGGUCGAGGUGGCUUUGAUGGCAGUCGAGGUGGUGGUGGAUAUGGUGGCAGUGGGGAUGGCUAUAACGGAUUUGGUAAUGAUGGAAGCAACUUUGGAGGUGGCGGAAGCUAUAAUAAUUUUGGCAAUUACAACAAUCAAUCCUCAAAUUUUGGACCCAUGAAAGGAGGCAAUUUUGGAGGCAGGAGAGGAGAGCCAGAGAAGUGACAGGGAAGCUACAGGUUACAACAGAUUUGUGAACUCAGCCAAGCACAGUGGUGGCAGGGCCUAGCUGCUACAAAGAAGACAUGUUUUAGACAAUACUCAUGUGUAUGGGGAAAAAAACUCGAGGACUGUAUUUGUGACUAAUUGUAUAACAGGUUAUUUUAGUUUCUGUUCUGUGGAAAGUUUAAAGCAUUCCAACAAAGGGUU
Molecule: messenger RNA, 1119 nt
Organism: Mustela lutreola (European mink)
Lineage: Eukaryota; Metazoa; Chordata; Mammalia; Carnivora; Mustelidae
Product: heterogeneous nuclear ribonucleoprotein A1-like
Exons: 1
Coding region: 43-915 (290 amino acids)
Molecular function (GO): RNA binding
Source: RefSeq, a predicted model, not a curated record